AUGGACACCAAGAGACGGAAAUUGGACGAUCCCCUGACCAUCGAGUCUCUUGCAGAGUCUCUUGAUAGAGCCCGCUGGCUGAAGCUUGUUCAUGGUUCGCCAACAACAGAGACGUUCGAGGCGUAUCUCAAGGUGUUCUUCAACGACGGUGAGGUUUGGAAAGAAUACAUCGAACACGAAAUGGCCAAGAACGACGACGCCAAAGUGGAGGCGUUAUUUUCCAGAUGUCUCACCAAGGUCUUUGAUGUUGAGCUGUGGAAAGUGUACCUGAAGUAUGUGAGGAAAGUGAACGAUAUCGUUACUGGAGGAGAACAGGCUAGGGCAGUGGUAAUGAAAGCCUAUGACUUUGCCAUUGACAACGUGGGGUUGGACUUCAUCAACGGCCAGGAAAUAUGGGACGAGUAUUUCCGUUUUCUGAACGAGUGGAACCCCGUUUCGAGCAUCGAACAGUCAUCCAAAAAUGCGCACCUUAGAUCUUUAUAUAGAAAGCUCAUCGGCACUCCUCUUCGCCAACUAGACCAAAAUUGGAGAAAGUACCUGGACUUUGAAAACGAAACGGACCAGGCGAACGCCAGGCGCCACAUCAACGAGAAAUCGCAAGAAUACAUGAAGUUGCGUCCUUUGAAUCAAGAACUUAUAAAUCUCACUGCUUAUUUGCGUCCAUCGGACGAGGCGAAAAAUAGCCGCAACCAACUUGAACACUGGAAACGUUGGAUUGCGUGGGAGCGCAGCAACAAGCUCAACUUACCUCAAGAAUCAAUGGACAAGAGAGUCAACUUCGUCUACAGACUGUCUACCCAGUAUCUGCGAUUCCAGCCAGAAGUGUGGUACAACUACGCUGUGUACUUGUUUGCUAGCGACAAAUCUGAGCAGGGUAUGGAGGUGCUAGGCCACGCCUUGGUUCUGAACCCAGAAAGUAUAAGUUUAGUGCUUUUGGUCUCUGGCCAGUACGAACGCUCCAGCGAGAUUGAAAAAGUCAAAGAGUCCUGGAAUAGACUUAUUGAUAGGCUGACAAAACACUAUGACACCGAAGAAAAUGAGAAAACAAAGGCAACACUUGGACAGUGCAUCACGUGUGUGUAUUCGUUGCUCAUGAAGGCAUGUCGCAGAGCAGCAGGCAUGAAGGAAGCGCGUAGCAUUUUUUCUGUUGCACGAAAAUUCAAAGGUGUCACAUGGCACAUUUUUGUGGACUACGCAAUGAUGGAGCACCAAAAUAGCGAUUUGAAGAUUGCCCUACGGUGUUUUGAGCUUGCCAUGAAGUAUUUUGGACAGGACUAUGCUUUUGUUGAGACGUACUUAAACUUUUUGCUUUCAAUGAACGAUCUGGGCAACUCCAAGAAACUGCUAGAACAGUCCAUCGAGAAUUUCAAAGACAAACGCUCAACUUUGGAGAAAGUGUACCGGCGUUUUUAUCGGAUUGAACUGGAAUUUGGAGACACCGAUUCGAUUCGCGCGCUCGAGAAAAGGUAUAGAGAAGCUUUCCCUGACAGCAACGAGUUCCAAUUUUUGUCAAAAUCUUUUGGUGAAUUCAAUGCGAUCAAGCUGCUGGACGAGUACACAUUGACAGGAAAAGAAGAGGCGGUCGACAAGGUUGCCGAAAUUAAAUUGAAGGAGAUUGAAAUUCCUGAAAUUGAGCCGUUCGCUGUGCGAGAUGAGAUCUACAACCUACUCAGAUACUUGCCGAAGCCAGAAUACUACGACGAUAAACCGCCCGUGUUCGACGUGAAAAAGAGCGUGCAAUUUUUCAGAAACAUAAAAUUGACAUAA
This is a messenger RNA of Ogataea parapolymorpha DL-1, 1767 nucleotides long. RefSeq lists its product as uncharacterized. The record is from RefSeq and is a predicted model, not a curated record. NCBI's taxonomy places the organism in Eukaryota, Fungi, Ascomycota, Pichiomycetes, Pichiales, Pichiaceae. Gene Ontology annotation, cellular component: nucleus. The transcript has a single exon. Bases 1 to 1767 code for a protein of 588 amino acids. Gene Ontology annotation, biological process: mRNA 3'-end processing. Gene Ontology annotation, molecular function: protein binding; mRNA binding.